GAGCUGAAGGAGACAGAAGACCAGAUCCUUUUCUGCCUCAGCUCCACAGAGGGAAACCCUGUGGACGAUAAGGAACUCAUACGGGUGCUGGGAGCCUCCAAGGUCAAGUCCUCAGACUCAGGGAGCAGUGUGACCACCACACUUCAACUUGAUCCCUUUGGAUUUCCCAAAAAUAGGCUUUUACAUGUUAUUCCUAAAUGUAUUUUAACUCUGUCCCUUUGCGAAGAAGAUACUGAUACUGUUACUGUUGAAUCAACUGUUGAGUCAUUGAUGAGGCAAUAUGACAGUCACACACAGGCUGAUGUCAUUGUCAGGCCAAAGUGAUAGUGCUGAGGAGACAGAGCGUGACAUUGAUGCCACACGUCUGGAGUAUGUCCCCGUGGCCGUGCGUACUCAGAUCCUUUUCUUCUGCGUGUUGGACCUGUCCAACGUGGACCCCAUUUACCAGUACCCCCUGGAGUGGUUCCUGGGCAUCUUCAUGUCGUUCAUUGCCAACUUCGAGAUGUCAGGUAAAGAGAGCUCACACACCCACAUAAAUGCAGACACAUAUUUGUACACAUGUUAUGACAACCCUUUCACAAUUGAAUGAUAAAAUAUUAACACCACAGCAUUGUCAAACUCUUGGCCAAACACUUUUUUAUAGCAUAUAUCAUUGUUAUGCACCACAUUUAACAUGAAUAUAUCCAACCCCCUAAUAAACUCUUAAUAACCUGCUCCUGUUUGCAUUGUGUUGGCCCUGUGUGUCCCUCCCGGACACGGUGGAGUAGAGGAUCAUCAACAGUGAGUUCUUCACCUUCAGCCUGUACAUCGAAGUGCGCCGCUCAUGUUCGCCUUCCUGCUGUGCGCUCGUAUCAUGAUGAACAAGAACAAGAUCGAUAUGGUAGGAGGAGGAACUGGUGGUGUUUGGUCUGUAUUGUUGUGUUUACAGUGUAUCUGUGCUCAUACUCUGUCUGUGUCCCCCCUGCCAGUAUGAGUGGCAGUACGCGCUGGCAGGGGGCGCGCCCUAGCAGCAGCUGGCCAACCCUGCAGUGAGCUGGCUGUCUGAGCGUGCCUGGCAGGACAUCCUGGGCCUCAGCGCUUUGCCCACCUUCAACAGCCUGGCAGAGAGCUUCCCCAAACACUUGCUGGGUUUCAAGGGGCUUUGACAGCAGCCAGCCAAACAGGUCUUUCCCCAAACACACACCACACACAAUUCCUUACAGAUUCACAGAGGUGUGCCAUAUACACACACAAACACACAUUUAUCAUAGACACAAUUAGGGUUGUCACGAUACCAGUAUUGCAAUACCCGAUUUUCCAUGGCAAAAAAGAAAACACCAAGCAGACUAAACUUUAUGGUCCUCUUAGAACUUGCUUUAUGGAAAAUAAACAAAUGUGACUCUUAGUGACAUUAUAAGACUGUUCCCAAGAUAAGGACUGUUUUCUCUGGAAACUUUGUCCACUACAUGUUUUGUUUCCUUGCCACGAUACUUCUGAGUACCAUGACAACCCUAGACAACACAUGUUAGUUUGUUGUGUGUCAAUAGAUGAUGCACAUAGCUGACUGGUGUGUGUGUGUGUGUGUGUGUGUGUGUGUGUGUGUGUGUGUGUGUGUGUGUCUGUUGUGUGUGUGUGUGUGUGUGUGUGUGUGUGUGUGUGUGUGUGUGUGUGUGUGUGUGUGUGUGUGUGUGUGUUGAUCCUGCGCUGCCUGCGGGCUGAUCACUUGACUCACAGCCUGCAGGACUUUGUGUCUGCUCAGCUGUGUCAGCGCUUCAUGGAGCCACAGGUGCUGUACCAGCACUGUUUCACAUUUGCCUUUUCGGACAGUGAAGACAUCGAAGUUGCAUUUUCCUCACUGCUAUUGUCAAUGCCAUCUAUGGUUUAAUUUUGGUUCGGCCUGUAUCCAUCGCAGUGUAAACACUUUGCUACCAGGUUUAUUCUAAAGCCAUUUGGUUUAAAUAUUUACAAUCACUGUAGAGCUCAUCAGAUUUUUUCCCAAUGUAGCUCACCUCAUUGUUUAUUUGAUGUUUCUCAAACACCCUUCUGUACUGUACCUCUCUCCUUCCUCCCUACCUCCCUACCUCCCUCCUUCCAUCCCUUUCUCCUUCCUUCCAUCUCUCCCUCAGGCUUCAGAUCUGUCUGUGGUAUUUAAGGAGUUGUCCCCCUCCACGCUCCUUAUCUUCUGCCUCUCCCCUGGUACUGACCCAGCCGCUGACCUCUUCAAUUAGCUGAUGUCAUGAAGUUCUCCAAGAUUAGUGCCAUCUCCCUGUGCCAGGGGCAGGUUAGCAGGGCCUGGGGAAUGCCUGGGAAAACUCACUAUUCACACCCAAGGGACAGCCCACUGUAAAUCAGUCCUCCCAAUGAGAUCACUCUCAUUUCUCAUGCUAAGAAUAGCUUAGUCUCCCCACCUCAGUGCUAAUUACCAGUCUAUUUCUAGCCAGAGGACUACUCUGUUUCCUGUAUCCCCUACUAAAGAAAUGCUACAUUCACCAUCACUAAGCGUGCAAGCCAGUCUGAGAAAUAACUGAGAAAGAGCUAGGCCCAGGCUCAAAGUCAUGAGGUUUGAACCUAAGCCUGGUGAUCUCUACAGUUUUACCUGUCCAUGUUGGUAUCAUCUGAGACCGCUGUGUAACUGGUCCUGUGUGUUGUGGUUGUGUGUCAUGGUCCCUGGGCUGAGGCCAUGAUACACAGUGCCAUGGAGAGGGGCAAGUGGGUCUUCUUCCAGAAUUGCCACCUAGCACCCAGCUGGAUGCCCUCUGUGGAGAAACGAAUUGACAACAUUGACCCAGAUAAGGUGGGCUCACCUAGAAGAACACACACACACACACACAAAGCUGAAAACAGUCAAAAGUUUGGACACACCUACUCAUUCAAGAGUUUUUCUUUAUUUUUACUAUUUUCUACAUUGUACAAUAAAACGUUUGACUGGUACUGUUAACUGAGUGUACAAAACAUAAAGAACACCUUCCUAAUGUUGAGUUUCACCCCCCACCCCCUUUUUGCACUCAGAACAGCCUCAAAUCGUUGAGCAUGGAUUCUACAAGGUGUCGAAAGCAUUCCACAGGGAUGCUGGCCCAUGUUGACUCCAAUGCUUCCCACAGUUGUGUCAAGUUGGCUGGAUGUCCUUUGGGUGGUGGACCAUUCUUAAAACACACAGGAAACUGUUGAGCGUGAAAAACCCAGCAGCGUUGCGGUUCUUGACACAAACCGGUGCUCCUGGCACCUACUACCAUACCCCGUUCAAAGGCACUUAAAUCUUUUGUCUUGCCCAUUCACCCUCUGAAUGGCACACAUACACAAUCCAUGUCUCAAUUGUCUCAAGGCUUAAAAAUCCUUCUUUAAACUGUCUCCUCCCCUUCAUCUACACUGAUUGAAGUGGAUUUAACAAUUGACAUCAAUAAGGGAUCAUAGCUUUCACUUGGAUUCACCUGGUCUGUCUACAGUGCAUUAGGAAAGUAUUUAGACCCCUUGACUUUUUCCACAUUUUGUUACGUUACAGCCUUGUUCUAAAAUGUAUUACAUUGUUUUCCCCCCUCAUCAAUCUAUACACAAUACCCCAUAAUGACAAAGCAAAAACAGGUUUUUAGAAAUGUUUGCAAAUUUAUAAAAAUAAAAUAAUAAACUGAAAUAUCACAUUUACAUAAGUAUUCAGACCUUUUACUCAGUACUUUGUUGAAGCACCUUUGGCAGCAAUUACAACCUCAAGUCUUCUUGGGUAUGACGCUACAAGUUUGGCACACCUGUAUUUGGGGAGUUUCUCCCAUUCUUCUCUGCAGAUCCUCUCAAGCUCUGUCAGGUUGGAUGGGGAGCGUUGCUGCACAGCUAUUUUCAGGUCUCUCCAGAGAUGUUCGAUCAGGUUUAAGUCCGGGCUCUGGCUGGGCCACUCAAGGACAUUCAGAGACUUGUCCCGAAGCCACUCCUGCGUUGUCUUGGCUGUGUGCUUAGGGUCGUUGUCCUGUUGGAAGGUGAACCUUCGCCCCAGUCUGAGGUCCUGAGCACUCUGGAGCAGAUUUUCAUCAAGGAUCUCUCUGUACUUUGCUCCGUUAAUCUUUCCCUCGAUCCUGACUAGUCUCCCAGUCCCUGCCGCUGAAAAACAUCCCCACAGCAUGAUGCUGCCACCACCAUGCUUCACUGUAGGGAUGGUGCCAGGUUUCCUCCAGAUGUGACACUUGGCAUUCAGGCCAAUCUUGUUUCUCAUGGUCUUAGAGUCUUUAGGUGCCUUUUGGCAAACUCCAAGCGGGCUGUCAAGUGUCUUUUACUGAGGAGUGGCUUCCGUCUGGCCCCUCUACCAUAAAGGCCUGAUUGGUGGAGUGCUGCAGAGAUGGUUGUCCUUCUGGAAGGUUCUCCCAUAUCCACAGAGGAACUCUGGAGCUCUGUCAGAGUGACCAUUGGGUUCUUGGUCACCUCCCUGACCAAGGCCCUUCUCGCCCGAUUGCUCAGUUUGGCCAUGCGGCCAGCUCUAGGAAGAGUCCUCAUGUAAUACUUAUGUAAAUAAGGUAUUUCUGUUUUUUUUAUUUUUAUAAAUGUGCAAAGAUUUCUAAAAACCUUUUUUUGCUUUGUCAUUAUGGGUUAUUGUGUGUAACAUUUUUUAUUUCAUCAAUUUUAGAAUUGCUGAGUAACAUUUUUUAUUUCAUCAAUUUUAGAAUAAGGCUGUAACGUAACAAAAUGUGGAAAAAGUCAAGGGGUCUGAAUACUUUCCGAAGGCACUGUAUCUCAUGGAAAGAACAGGUGCUCAUAAGGUUUUGUACACUCAGUGAAGCGAGAUGUAGAAACCUUUGUCACUCUUAAACCUGCCAACACCCCUGUUCACCCCUCUUCAGGUACACCGGGAUUUCCGUCUGUGGCUCACCAGCAUGCCCAGCAGCAAGUUCCCAGUGUCUAUCCUCCAGAAUGGCUAUAAGAUGACCAUAGAGCCUCCCAGAGGCAUCAAGGCUAACCUGUUGAAGACUUCCCUGAGCCUGAAUGAUGACUUCAUCACUACCUGCACCAGGGUCUGGCUCCUCUCACUUCCAUACCAUACUGUGACUGUAUUGUGUAAUUCAAGUGGAAAACAACAUAUACAGACCCCUCACCUAACACUGUCCCCUGCUCCUCCUCUUCUUUCCUUUCCAGGCUGCAGAGCUUAAGUCCCUGCUCCUGUCUCCGCCUGUUCCACGGGAAUACCAUUGAGCGCAGGAAGUUCGGCCCACUGGGGUUGAACAUCCCAUAUGAGUUAAUUGACGGUGACCUGUGCAUCUGUAUCAGCCAGCUCAAGAUGUUCCUGGAGGAGUACCAGGACGUCCCCUACAAGGUGGGGAAGACACUCUCUCUCUCUCUCCCUUUCUCUUCCUUUGGUAUUUCUCUUUUCAUCUCCCCUCUCCUUCUUUCUCUUUUGUCUCCUCUCAUGUCCUACCCUUUUAUCUCUGGUCCUUUUGUGCUAGCUAUUCUCCACUCCACUAUUCAUACACUUCUCUCCUGUCUGCAGUCCUGUAACUUAUCUCUCUUCUCUCCCUGUAACGCUUUACACGUCCUUGUCCUCUGUCUGA
Coregonus sp. 'balchen' is the source of this 5504-nucleotide messenger RNA. The record is from the annotation of a GenBank genome assembly. Lineage: Eukaryota; Metazoa; Chordata; Actinopteri; Salmoniformes; Salmonidae.